Molecule: messenger RNA, 841 nt
Organism: Saccostrea echinata
Lineage: Eukaryota; Metazoa; Mollusca; Bivalvia; Ostreida; Ostreidae
Product: putative nuclease HARBI1
Exons: 1
Coding region: 50-805 (251 amino acids)
Source: RefSeq, a predicted model, not a curated record
UAUACCUGUCUUAACUUUUUAAGCAUAUUGCUUAAGGCAUUGUUUCAAUAUGGCUGGCAUUCAAGUUGCGCGAAAGAAGAGGACAUUCAAACCUAGACUGGACCCAUUAUCUACACUCACAGCUGCUGAGCUACAGGCAAGAUUUAGAUUUACUCAUGAAGGAAUAGAAUUUAUUACAGAUUUAAUUAGAGAUGACAUUACGCCUUCGACUGGUAGAAAUUAUAGUGUGCCAGCACAUGUACAAGUUAUGGUAACUUUAAGAUAUUUUGCAACUGGCAAAAUGCAGUUAUGCAGCGGUGACAAUUUUGGACUGCAUCAGUCUACCAUUUCCAGAAUUAUUCAAAGAGUUACAACUGCUCUCGUACAGCCACACAUUGUGAAACAGUUUAUUUCUUUUCCAAUGCAAGCAGAGACCAUCAGGAAGCACCAGGCAGAUUUUUUUGGUUUAGCUAAAUUUCCAGGGGUAAUAGGGGCCAUUGAUGGUACCCAUAUUAGAAUUAUUGCACCUAGUGAGCAUGAAGUAGAGUUUGUAAACCGGAAAAAUUUCCACAGUAUCAACGUGCAGAUUGUUUCAGAUGCCCAUCACAGAAUUUUAGAUCUUGUAUCCACAUGGCCAGGUGCAACACAUGAUGCUAGAAUACUACGAGAGAGUGGGUUGUUUCAAAUCUUUAACAGACGCCUCUUGCCCGUGAAAUGCCAUCUUCUAGGCGACAGUGGAUAUCCAUUGAAAGAUUGGUUAUUAACCCCUUAUCUGAACCCAGCAGAUGGACCACAAACCCAGUAUAAUAGGUCUGAAAUUAAGUAGAUUACUGUAUAAAGCAUUUGUUGACUUCUGUUUUUA